Molecule: messenger RNA, 384 nt
Organism: Mesorhabditis belari
Lineage: Eukaryota; Metazoa; Nematoda; Chromadorea; Rhabditida; Rhabditidae
Source: the annotation of a GenBank genome assembly
AUGUACAAUGAGAUGAGACAUCAAUCGAAUGCUUGUUAUUUCCUCGAACAAGAUCCAUCCUACAAAAUAUUGUCAAAAGGGAGCUCGUCCACAUUAUCCAUAUCGGCCCGGGGUUUGGAGAUCCUUGGCCAGCAGAGACAACUCAGCAGCCUCGGCACCGGCUUUUGUGUCAAGAUCGGCGUCGUGCCCAAUCCGCCUGGAGUGUAUGGUGAGAACUCAAUAUCAGGAUCCGAGGGACCCGAGGGACCCAGUGCCGAUAGUAAACAGAGCAGAAUGACCCGUGGAUUGUCAGCGGUGCGAGUGUCUUCAGCCAAAUCUCACCCCAAUCGACUGUUGUCGAAAGACAAAACGGAACAAUCCACAUCGGAAAGCACCGAUCGAGAA